AUGUGUUGCUUAUUUUUGAACUAUGCAGAUACCCUGGUACGCCAGGCAGCAAUGGUUGUCAAGUGUAUGCUGCUGAUGUACUACAAGAACAGUAGGGGCAGGAACUAUCGUAAGCAGAUUACAGGUUAUGUGGACAGUGGAUCACUAAAUGUUGGUCCCAGUAGAUCAUGGAAGUCCAUGGAAAUGGAAAUAGAGUCCUCACUAGAGAAGCUGCUCGAUAUUAAUGAUUCCAUGAGCCGAUGUGCUGCAACAGCAUCUGCCACAAGUUCUAUUAAUCAAAAACUUGCAAGGCAUAGGGACAUACUUCAUGAAUAUACACAGGAGUUUAGACGAACAAAAGGAAACUUGAACUCCAUGAGAGAGCAUGCCGAACUUCUUAACUCUGUUAGAGAUGCUAUCAGUGAGUCCAAGGCAUCUGGAAGUAUGUCGCCUAGAAUGCAGUUAUUGAGAGAAAGAGCUUCAGUCCACGGGAGCACAAGUCAUAUUGAUGAAGUGAUAAGUCAGGCUCAAGCUACAAGAUCAGUCCUAGGAGCACAAAGGGCUUUGUUCGGCGAUGUUCAGGGAAAAGUCAAGCAUCUGGGCGAAAAAUUUCCUAUUAUUCGAGGCCUCCUUGGAGCGAUAAGAAGAAAGCGUUCGAGGGACACACUCAUCCUCUCUGCAGUCAUAGCAGCCUGCACAUUGUUCCUCAUCAUUUAUUGGCUCUCAAAAUAGUCCAUUUUGAUCCUCAAACUGAAAAACUGCUCAUGAGUUUUUUUUUUUUUUUU
Messenger RNA from Asparagus officinalis (garden asparagus), 764 nucleotides. RefSeq names its product Golgi SNAP receptor complex member 1-2-like. NCBI's taxonomy places the organism in Eukaryota, Viridiplantae, Streptophyta, Magnoliopsida, Asparagales, Asparagaceae. Gene Ontology annotation, biological process: endoplasmic reticulum to Golgi vesicle-mediated transport; vesicle fusion. The transcript is spliced from 8 exons. Gene Ontology annotation, molecular function: SNAP receptor activity. Bases 1 to 711 code for a protein of 236 amino acids. Gene Ontology annotation, cellular component: Golgi membrane; cis-Golgi network; Golgi medial cisterna. The record is from RefSeq and is a predicted model, not a curated record.